Pleurotus ostreatus (oyster mushroom) is the source of this 366-nucleotide messenger RNA. RefSeq lists its product as uncharacterized. Gene Ontology annotation, cellular component: nucleus; cytosol. The transcript has 4 exons. The record is from RefSeq and is a predicted model, not a curated record. Gene Ontology annotation, molecular function: DNA binding. Lineage: Eukaryota; Fungi; Basidiomycota; Agaricomycetes; Agaricales; Pleurotaceae. Bases 1 to 366 code for a protein of 121 amino acids.
AUGGACAAUCUCAACUCACUGCAACAGGCUGGCUCUAUUCCUGGGGGUGGGCAGCCCUCUCCCGAGGAUGAGGCCAAGCGGAAGCAAGAGGAAGAGAUGCGACGGGGACUUCUGGCUACGAUAUUGGAUACGGAGGCUCGAGAACGAUUAUCCCGAAUCGCCCUGGUCAGCGCUGAGAGGUCACGGCAAAUUGAAGCCAUUCUCUUGAGAAUGGCCCAAUCAGGGCAGAUUCGCGGCCGCGUCACGGAGGCACAGCUAAUUGAUCUGCUAGAACAGAUGGAGGAGGCUCAGGGGAAGACGUCGGCCAAGCAAAGCAAGAUAUUGUAUCAACGAAGGAAAGACUUUGAUGAUGAUUUCGACAUAUAG